GAGUUUGGGCGGGCAGCCGGUACUCAGUAGUCAGUACUCGCCACUGCUGAUUCCCAUCAACUUCAGUACUGGAUUGAUUUGAUUUCUACUUCCUCCUCCUCUGGAUUGAUCAAUGGCGGCGGUGAGCUUGGAAGGAGAGAAGGUGAUACUGGUACCUUACAUGGAAGCCCAUGUCCCCAGGUACCACGAAUGGAUGCAGGACCCGGCUCUGCUCCAAGCCACAGGAUCCGACCCGCUUUCCCUCGAAGAAGAGUACACUAUGCAGCUCUCCUGGACUCGAGACCCUCUCAAAAGGACUUUUAUUGUUCUGGACAAGGAUUUCCUCGAAGGAGGGUUUGUUCAUGGAGAUCCCCAUGUCGAAGCUAUGGUGGGCGAUGUAAAUAUAUAUAUGAACGACUUGGAUGAUCCACAAAUGGCUGAAGUCGAGAUUAUGAUAGCUGAACCGAAAAGCCGCGGCAAAGGACUUGGGAAGGAAUCGGUUCUUAUGAUGAUGGCCUAUGCGAUCGAGAGCCUUGGGAUCCAUAUGUUCCGUGUUAAGAUUGGAGAAGCAAAUGGAUCAUCUCUUCAUCUUUUCCAAAAAUUGAGAUUUGAGCAAGUUUCACAUAGCGAAGUCUUCAAAGAGGUUACACUAGAAUUACCGGUCACCGAGAUGAGGCGGAAGGAGUUGCUGUCUUCAGUGGGUAAUGUAGUUAGGCAUACAUAUAACAGUUCAUGACAACUGACCGUUGAUCAUGCUGAACUCUUUGGUAAUUCUAGUUUGAGCAUGAGAUUUCCGAGUAACGAAAACAUGACGCACUAGUCGAUUCAUUGAAACUAUAUAUUUAACUGAGUCAAUAUAUAUCUUUCUUGAUCAUCUCCCUGCUUCUCUUUUGAAAGGAGAUGUAGUGUACCUUGAAAACCAUCAAGCUCCAGUUUCAGGACAUGUUGUGCAAUGGUAGUAGGGCUGUUUUUAAGAGCGGAUUGUUACGUUGAAGCUAGAUGGAGCUAUGGCUAUUACAGAUCUGUAAGGGGCUUAUUGGUCCUGGAUUUUGGUGGUGGGUAAGCAAAAUGACUGAACAGAGGUGAAUCAGGAGACAUGCCCUAAGAAAAGUGAACACUUGUCAAUUCUUGAGAAGGAGAUAAAAGUAAUCAGAGGGUAGACAUAACUUGAUCAUGACAGAUUUUACAAUCUAAACCCCUUCCUUCCUCUGUGGGC
Molecule: messenger RNA, 1195 nt
Organism: Linum tenue
Lineage: Eukaryota; Viridiplantae; Streptophyta; Magnoliopsida; Malpighiales; Linaceae
Source: the annotation of a GenBank genome assembly